Messenger RNA from Perca flavescens (yellow perch), 1728 nucleotides. RefSeq lists its product as uncharacterized. NCBI's taxonomy places the organism in Eukaryota, Metazoa, Chordata, Actinopteri, Perciformes, Percidae. The record is from RefSeq and is a predicted model, not a curated record. The coding region runs from base 665 to 1288 and encodes 207 amino acids. The transcript is spliced from 5 exons.
CUGCUUUAAACAAAAAAAGAAAAAAAAUGCAUGUAAGAUAAGGUCAAAUUUGAUGUGUGGGAGACAGUACGCCAGGCUCAGCAAAAACAGGUUUAUUAGAAUUAGAAAAGGGGAGAGGGAAAGAGGAGUGGGGAGGCGGACGCCAAAGACAGGAGUGAGGGCUCUGGGGCUGAGAUAGGAUGGCGAAGGAGCUUAGCCUACUGGGAUAGGAUGACGAGGGAGCUUGGGGAAAUCUGGGACGAGGGAACCGAGGAGGAGGCACUGGAGUCCGGGGAACAGGGGAGUCGAAGAGGGGAUGGCUGGAAGCAGGAGCGGAGGUAGAACGGAGCAGAAGCGGAGGAAGGGUGGAGCACGGAGCCGUGAGGAGGGGACCGAAUGGUGGAGCCAGCUGACUGGAGAACGGUAACGGGAGGUAUGGAGAGAAUGGCUGCAGGGGAGAAACGCAAAGAAGGUCAGCAACAGACAAGUAAGUACGAUAAUUUUCAGAGAGGUUGUAUUGGGUGUCACCAGGACGGCUGAAGCAACGAUCAAGCGAAGAUGAUGAUGAGAUGGGUUCAAAUACUGCAUGAUUGUAGAUGGCUGGCAGGUGUGCACGGCGGGAUAGGUGAUGGUGGAAUGACGAGCAGGAGUUGUUUCUUGCAGUCAUAAUUUAGUUUCUGGAUCCAUGUUGAAGGUGAGAGUCAAACCAGGAGACAACAUCACUCUCUACUGUGACUGCAACAUAUCAUCUGGAGUAUACAUAGAGUGGUACAGGAACUGCUCUCAUGAGAAUCAGCCUUCUCUUAUCCUUGAAGUACGACAUUUAUUCCAGGAGACCACUGCCACUUGUGGUGCUGAGAAGAUUCCCCCUCGUUACCAAUUCGUGAAAAACUUUUCUUCUAACUCCUACGACCUGCUUAUCACGAACAUCACUGAUUCUGAUCAGGGCCUCUACUACUGUGGAACUAAGCAGAUAAGAGUGGAGGAUAAAGAAUACAUUACUCCGAAAUAUGUUUACAGAUAUGGCAACUUCACAACAAAGAUCAUAUUGGAUUCUGCCACAUGCCCUGACUCCAUUGGGUGCAUUUCAAACCAUGUGAUUGCUGUGCCCUGGAUGAUGGUGUUUACUCCAGCCUUCACUAUUCUCUCCUCCUUCAUCUCCUUUAUUUUGGUUUAUCAUUUCUGUCAAAAAACAGUUAAGGAAUCUCAAAUUCUCCAGAAAAGACCUGACACCAGGGGACAAACAAGACGGGAUCAGGAUGAAGAUGUGUUUCUGACAAAAGUUAUGUUCUGGGCUAUGGAUGGAUAAACACGCCAAUAGGCAGAGGAUGGACGACACAAGCACAUUUGUUUUAUUCAAGCAGAAACCAAAUAGAAUUAAAUUACUUCAAAUUGAAAAGGUUCGAAUUCAGGUACACGGUUUUAGUUCUCAUCUCUUCUUGUUGUUGUCCUGUGGUUAAAGACACUGCUCAAGCAAGUGGUGAUUUGUGGCCAAUCUGUUAUUCAGGUUUAUAAUUAGACAGUAAUAAUCUCUUUUUUUCCCCCUAACAUAUUUACAUUUUCACAACCUUAAAAAUAUACAUUUUGAAUGGUAACUUUGUCACCAUGUUAAGCUAGCGUUACACUGAUUUACAUCGUUUUUUUAUUUUUGAUUCAUUAACAUCAAGUAGGCUAUAACAACUCAUUAUUAGUUUUACAUGUAGAAUAUGUAAUGGAUGAAAUAUUUUAUGAAGAUUUCUAAUUAUAAUC